AAUUUGAUUAGAUUAGUGAUAAAAAAAGUAAAAAGUAAAUAAUAAUGGCUGUAGAGGGUGAAUUGUUUUCUCAAUCUGAUUGGAGAAAAAGUAUUAUUUCUCAAAUACAAAAAAGAAAUAAGGACGAAAAUCAUAAAUUUCACGAUCUGAUCUUGUUUCAUAACCGUUUGUUCGACAACUGGACAGCACUGCGCCAUGAAAACCUGCAGCUCACGAUUCAGAACGAGAAACUGCGAGUGGAGGGGAGCGGGAGUGGGGGUAGCGCCAACGAAACGAAAAUCUCGAUUCUGGAACAGAAACUGCUGAAUCAGCAAGAAGAGCUGACGGAGCUGCACAAGCGACGCGGCGAAAAGGCGCAGCUCAUCAAUGACCUCAAGGACAGCUUGAAAGAGAAGGAGAAGCAGAUCAGCGAACUUGAGGAGAGGUUAGCAGGGAGUUCAUCCGAAUGUAACAGAUUUCGUGCCGAAAUUGAGAUGUACAAUGUCAAUAGGAAAAACUUGGAAGAUCUAAAUCUGCAUGUUAAAGAUGAACUUCAUGCUUUGCAAUUGGAAUUUGUGCAUCUUGAAGCAAAGCUACGCAAAACACAGGAUGAAAAUGCUAGUUACUUGAAAAGUUGAUGAAAUAUAAAACUAAGACGCCGAAAAAAUGAAUGAAGAAAUGAAACUUUCUCAG
Messenger RNA from Nilaparvata lugens (brown planthopper), 672 nucleotides. Its product is annotated as autophagy-related protein 16-1-like. Gene Ontology annotation, cellular component: autophagosome membrane. NCBI's taxonomy places the organism in Eukaryota, Metazoa, Arthropoda, Insecta, Hemiptera, Delphacidae. The transcript is spliced from 4 exons. Bases 45 to 617 code for a protein of 190 amino acids. Gene Ontology annotation, biological process: autophagosome assembly. The record is from RefSeq and is a predicted model, not a curated record.